UCUAUGCUUUUAUCAUAGAGUUCAAGAUUUGACGGUUUAAUUUAAUGGAGGGGCAUCAUCUCCAUCAUCAUCCUCAUCUUCAUCCUCUUCAUCUCCAUCGUCAAUCACAACAGCAACCACAGCAACAUCAUCACCACCACCAGCAGCAACAUAGUAUCGGGGGUGUUUCGGUUAACGUUGAUGUCGGAGACAGGUUUCCUCAAUGGAGUAUUCAAGAAACGAAGGAGUUCUUGAUGAUGAGGGCAGAGCUGGAUCAGGCUUUUAUGGAGACGAAGAGGAACAAGCAAUUAUGGGAAGUUAUUUCCAAUAGGAUGAAGGAAAAGGGUUACUUUCGAAGCCCAGAGCAGUGCAAGUGCAAGUGGAAAAACCUCGCCACCAGGUACAAGGGAUGUGAAACAAUGGAGCCAGAAUCCCUGAGGCAGCACUUCCCAUUUUACAACGAGCUUCAGUUGAUUUUCACAAGUAGGAUGCAGAGAGUGAUUUUGGCAGAAGCCGAAGGAGGUGGCGGAUCGAAGAAGAAGGCGCCGCAUAAUCUCUCGUCAGAUGAAGAGGAAGAAGAAGAUGACAAUAACAACAAAGAAGACAGUGAAGGAGAUCAGAAAGGUACUCCGAGUAGCAGCAGAAAGAAGAAGAAGAAGGGAAAGGGCAGUAGUGGUAAUUACAGUAGCGGCAGCAGUAGUAUUAAUGAUAGCUUGAAGAAUAUGAAGGAGAUAUUGCAGGAGUUUAUGAGGCAACAGAUGCAAAUGGAGGCACAGUGGAUGGAAGCUUAUGAAGCGAGAGAGAAGGAGAGAAGAAUGAAGGAGCUAGAAUGGAGACAAACAAUGGAGGCAUUGGAGAAUGAGAAGAUAAUGAUGGAUCAGAGAUGGAGAGAGAGGGAAGAACAACGAAGGCUUAGAGAAGAAGCUAGGGCUGAGAAAAGAGAUGCUCUUAUCACUGCUCUUCUAAACAAGCUCUCAAGAGACGACAUGUAGAUGUAGUUAUUUAA
Neltuma alba is the source of this 985-nucleotide messenger RNA. RefSeq names its product trihelix transcription factor GT-3b-like. The transcript is spliced from 2 exons. The record is from RefSeq and is a predicted model, not a curated record. NCBI's taxonomy places the organism in Eukaryota, Viridiplantae, Streptophyta, Magnoliopsida, Fabales, Fabaceae. Bases 45 to 971 code for a protein of 308 amino acids.